AUGAGGGUCUUCCGCUCUCUCGCCGCCUUGGCCGCCUCUGCGGCCCUCUCCCGCGCACCCGCCAGUUCCCCAGGAAAUUAUGUCAUGUUACGCAUCCGCCCGAGAUCCUUCGACCCUCUCGAGCCUCAACAUCCAGCCCCAACCAUGCGUCUCGCCCACCGUCUUCUCAUGGCCGCACCGGCCUCGAUCGGUUCCAAGUCCAGUCUCAGCGAAGCGCUCGCCAUCCCCCCCCCGCUGCAACUCUACCGGCGCAUAUUGCGCGCGCAUCGUCGUCUCGAUCCCGAGCUGCGAGUUCUGGGCGACUCAUAUGUGAAGAAGGAGUUUCGGGCGCAUCGGACGGCAGAAAACCCCUUGCACAUUGUAUGUGGAGAAGAUCGGUCGUCCUGCUUUGUAUGGCGCGAGUCGGAAAGCCGGGAUGGGAUCGGAUUCUUGACGGAAUGGCAGCUAUAUGUACAGAAGAUGGAAAAUGACAACUGGGCAGGAGAGAGAUUGGACAAGGCGAAAUUGGACAAGCUGAGUGAUCAGCAGCUCGGACAGCUAUAUGAGCUCAUGGAGGCUAUCAAGAAUCCUGAAAAGGGUGAAGGCGAAAAUGGUGAAGGAGAGAAGCAAUGA
Penicillium diatomitis is the source of this 612-nucleotide messenger RNA. RefSeq names its product succinate dehydrogenase assembly factor 3. The transcript has 3 exons. The coding region runs from base 1 to 612 and encodes 203 amino acids. Gene Ontology annotation, cellular component: mitochondrion; mitochondrial intermembrane space. Lineage: Eukaryota; Fungi; Ascomycota; Eurotiomycetes; Eurotiales; Aspergillaceae. Gene Ontology annotation, biological process: succinate metabolic process; mitochondrial respiratory chain complex II assembly. The record is from RefSeq and is a predicted model, not a curated record.